This is a messenger RNA of Mus pahari (shrew mouse), 412 nucleotides long. Its product is annotated as 40S ribosomal protein S24-like. Gene Ontology annotation, molecular function: structural constituent of ribosome. The transcript has a single exon. Lineage: Eukaryota; Metazoa; Chordata; Mammalia; Rodentia; Muridae. The record is from RefSeq and is a predicted model, not a curated record. The coding region runs from base 20 to 412 and encodes 130 amino acids. Gene Ontology annotation, cellular component: ribosome. Gene Ontology annotation, biological process: translation.
CUCCCGCACCGUAGUCAUCAUGAAUGACACAGUAACCAUCUGGACCAGGAAGUUCAUGACAAACCGCCUGCUUCAGAGGAAACAGAUGGUCAUUGAUGUCCUUCAUCCUGAGAAGGCAACAAUACCAAAGACAGAAAUUCGGGAAAAGCUGGCCAAAAUGUACAAAACCACACCAGAUGUCAUCUUUGUAUUUGGAUUCAGAACCUACUUCGGUGGUGGCAAGACAACUGGCUUUGGCAUGAUCUAUGAUUCUUUAGAUUAUGCAAAGAAGAAUGAGCCUAAACACAGACUCGCAAAACAUGGCCUUUAUGAGAAGAAAAAGACCUCCCGAAAACAGCAAAAGGAACGCAAGAACAAAAUGAAGAAGGUCAGGGGCACUGAGAAGGCCAAUGUUGGGGCUGGUAAAAAGUGA